This is a messenger RNA of Megalops cyprinoides (Indo-Pacific tarpon), 2812 nucleotides long. RefSeq names its product NOP2/Sun RNA methyltransferase 2 (gene nsun2). The record is from RefSeq and is a predicted model, not a curated record. The transcript has 19 exons. Gene Ontology annotation, biological process: tRNA methylation. Lineage: Eukaryota; Metazoa; Chordata; Actinopteri; Elopiformes; Megalopidae. Gene Ontology annotation, molecular function: tRNA (cytidine-N5)-methyltransferase activity; tRNA binding. Gene Ontology annotation, cellular component: nucleus; cytoplasm. The coding region runs from base 175 to 2511 and encodes 778 amino acids.
AGCAUGCGCGAGAUUCACAUGAGUCCUUGCAGAGUGCGACCAACUUCAUCAUAAAAUAGCAGUGACUCGUGUACAAUAUAGCUUGCGUACAGUACUUCAGAUUACUUUUUAUCGCUAGCUGACCAGCUGGCUGCGCUACGCAGGUUCAUUUCCAGAGUGGUUUGCGUAUCCAACAUGGGGAAAAGAAACAGAAACCGACAAAGAAAUCAGCAGGAUAGAAAUGGAAAAUCAGAUGGAAGGACCAGGGAUAAUGCAGGAUGGGGUGCAGGCUAUUCUGAAAUAAUCAAGGAAAACAAGCUGUUCGAACACUACUACCAAGAGCAGAAGAUCGUUCCAGAUGGGGAAUUUGAGCAAUUCAUGGAGGCCAUGAGGGAGCCCCUGCCAGCCACCAUAAGAAUAACAGGGUACAAAAGCCAUGCCAAGGAGAUCCUCCAUUGUUUGAAGGAGAAGUACUUUAAGGAGAUUCAAGACUUGGAAAUUGAUGGCCAAAAGAUUGAGGCCCCUCAAGCACUAAGUUGGUACCCAGAUGAGCUGGCUUGGCACACCAACAUGAGCAGGAAAAUCCUGCGCAAGUCUCCCCUGCUUGAAAAGUUUCACCAGUUCCUGGUUAGCGAAACAGAGUCUGGUAACAUCAGCCGACAAGAAGCUGUCAGUAUGAUUCCUCCUCUCCUGCUGAAGAUUGAACCUCACCAUAAGAUCCUGGACAUGUGUGCAGCCCCCGGCUCAAAGACCGCCCAGCUGAUAGAGAUGCUGCACUCCGACAUGGACGUCCCUUUCCCAGAGGGCUUCGUCAUCGCUAACGACGUUGACAACAAGCGCUGCUACCUCCUGGUGCACCAGGCCAAGAGACUGAACAGCCCCUGCAUCAUGGUGGUCAACCACGACGCCUCCAGCAUCCCUCGGCUCCAAGUGGACUUCGACGGCAAGAAGGACAUCCUUUUCUACGACCGAAUACUCUGCGACGUCCCGUGCAGUGGAGACGGCACGAUGAGGAAGAACAUCGAUGUGUGGAAGAAGUGGACGACCAGCAACAGCCUGCAGCUACACGGGCUGCAGCUCAGGAUCGCCGUGCGGGGGGUGGAGCAGCUGGCCGUCGGGGGCAGGAUGGUCUACUCUACCUGUUCCCUCAAUCCCAUCGAGGAUGAGGCCGUCAUCGCCUCCUUGCUGGAGAAGAGUGAAGGUGCCUUGGAGCUUGCAGACGCCUCUGAAGACCUACCAGGGUUGAAGUGGAUGCCUGGAAUGACAAGCUGGAAGCUAAUGACCAGAUCUGGGGAGUGGUUCACAAAUUGGUCAGAGGUGCCCCAGGGUCUACACACUCAGAUCCGACCCACCAUGUUCCCACCGACAGACCCAGAGAAGCUCAAAGACAUGAAGCUGGAGAGAUGCAUGAGGAUCCUGCCCCACCACCAGAACACAGGCGGUUUCUUUGUCGCUGUGCUGGUGAAGAAAGCACCCAUGCCCUGGAAUCGCCGCUACCCCAAGCUCCGUCACAAAGAGGCGGAGACGGCGUCGGCCAAUGAUGCGUCCCCGGCCGGACAGCCCCGCCCCACCCCGUCCCCUGGGGGAGAGCCCGUGGAGGAAGGGGAGGCGGUGCUCGAGGACAAGCCUCAGGACCAGGAGCUGGGCGACCCCGCCCCGGAGGCCCCCGGCGCGAAAACGGGAGUGUGUGGGCCUCCGCCAUCAAAGAAGAUGAAGCUGUUUGGCUUCAAAGAAGAUCCCUUUGUGUUCCUGACUGAAGACGACCCGGUGUUCCCUCCCAUCCAGGCCUUUUACGACCUGUCCCCCACCUUCCCCAAGCUCAACGUGCUGACCAGGACCCACGAGGGGAAGAAGAGACAUCUGUACAUGGUCUCCAAGGAGCUACGCAACGUCCUGCUCAACAACAGCGAGCGAAUGAAGGUCAUUAACACGGGGGUGAAGGUGUGGUCUCGGAACAACGACGGAGAGCAGUUUGGCUGUGCCUUCCGGCUAGCCCAGGAGGGUAUAUACACCGUCUCGCCCUACAUCAACGCCCGAAUUAUCAACAUCAGCGUGGAGGAUGUCAAGGUCCUGCUGACGCAAGAGAACCCCUACCUCAGCAAGUUGGGGGACGACGCGCACGCACAGGCCAAAAAACUGGCAAUGGGCAGCAUUGUUCUGAAAUACAAACCAGAUCCACAGAACGCGGACGCCCCUCAGUGCCCCAUCGAGCUGUGCGGCUGGCGCGGGAAGACCUCCAUCCGGGCCUUCGUGCCGCGCAACGAGCGCUUCCACUACCUGCGGAUGGUGGGGGUGGAAGUCUUCCGUGAGAAGCAGGGGCGCAGGGACGACCCCUCCGCCGAAGCCAAGGCGGGCGCUAACGCCGACCCCGACGCCGCCCCCACGGAGGACUCUGGGAAGGCGGCUUCCGAGGGGGACGAAGAGGGCGGGGUCAGCCUCGAGGCGGAUGCGCUGGACGGGGAAGGAGGCGAGGACGACGGCCCCGCUGCAGCCCGCAGCGCUGACGACGCAGACAAAGCGCCGGGCUCCUGAGUGCGGGCACGGAGAAGGGGGAGGAGCGUCGUCCGGGGGGAGGAUCCACACGCAGCAGGAGGCGGGGCUGAUGUGGGCGGGGCAUUGACCAAAUAAGGAAAAGGGGCGGGCGCCGAGUGGGAAGGCAGAGCAGAAGGAAGGUUAUGGGGAUGGCAGACACUGCAGCCCGUUCUGCUGAGCAGUGGGUCUCUGCUAAUUAAGCCAUGCUGGCUGGUAUGUGGAACUCUGAAUUAGAAUAUAAAUAAAAGGGUUUUUUAUUUUAAACAAGCAUUUUUUAAUAGAACUGCAAGCCUCCUCUGUU